Cryptomeria japonica (Japanese cedar) is the source of this 5510-nucleotide messenger RNA. Its product is annotated as disease resistance protein RPV1. The record is from RefSeq and is a predicted model, not a curated record. Gene Ontology annotation, molecular function: ADP binding. The transcript has 5 exons. Gene Ontology annotation, biological process: signal transduction; defense response to fungus. Lineage: Eukaryota; Viridiplantae; Streptophyta; Pinopsida; Cupressales; Cupressaceae. Bases 520 to 5190 code for a protein of 1556 amino acids.
GGUAAAAAACAAUGCAAAUCUAACCAAGUGCGGCUGUAGCUGAAGUUGAAUGAUUGGACACAGGCGUCACAAUAAAGAGAAAAAUGCAGAUUCCUCAAGAUUUUUGUGUGCUGUGGGGCUAAGUUUGUCAGGCAUUAAAUCUAUUGUAAAUUUGUAGAAAGAGGAGAAAUCGCCUAAUGAAAAUUCCGUGGGCUCUUUUACAAUGCCGCUGACUCAUAGAAAAGUGGGUUCGAAACAAAAACUCGCACAAAGAAUCUACUGGCUUUGUUUAAAGACAUGCCUUUACUCACGCGUUUUCGUACAAAUGCCUUGACCGUUCUAUCCCAGCCCUACCUCUUCCGUGAAUUAUUUUCCCGCAUUUGCUCACGAUUCCACAUUAUUCACUCAAUCUUAUCUCAUCUCUGUUUCUUUCUUUUGCAUUUUCUUCGAUUUGCCCUUCUGAUCAGUUAUCUGACAAUAUCCUAGCCCGCUUCCAUUUUUAAAUCUUGUUUGUUUCACUUCCAGUUCCAUUUGAUUCCAAUGGCAACAGUUAAGCAGCUAAGCUAUGCUUUUGGGGAAAUUGCACCUCCAUCUAAAUCUGCGCCAAAGAAGGUGCCCUUCGAAGUAUUCAUUAAUCAUCGUGGUACUGAUACCAAACACACGCUGGCCUCUUCUAUUUACGACAUCCUGCAGGGCAUGGGAGUUCAAGUUUUUCUGGAUAAAGAGGUGUUUGAACUGGGCGAUAACAUACCGUUUGAAAUAGAAGAGGCCAUGCGUACUUCUCUCCUCCAUAUUGCCAUACUUUCACCCAACUAUGCACAAUCUCCCUGGUGCUUGGCCGAGCUGUCAUUUAUGCUCAAAACCGGCAGCACAGUCAUUCCUGUGUUCUACAAUGUUGACCCCAGUGAUGCCCGCUACCUGAAAAGAUCUUUUGCUGUUGCAUUUGACGAGCACGAAAGUAAGAAGAGAUAUACCCCAGAAAAGCUCAAGGAUUGGAAAGAGGCACUCCACAACGUUUCAUUCCAUUCUGGUGAAAUCCUGCAGGGGAAUGAUGAUGAAAAAAGGUUGUUGAAAAGUAUUGUAAAUUCUGUGAUGAAGCACAUGAGAAAGGCAGUGAAAUUGGAGGUUGCCAAACAUCCAGUGGGUCUUGAUGAGACAAUACAUGACUUUGAAAGAAGUGCACUUGAUUUUUCUCAAAAAGUACAAAUUGUGGGGAUUGUUGGCAUGGGAGGCUCUGGGAAAACAACACUUGCAACAGAAAUAUAUAACAGGAAAAGUUCCUCCAUAAAUAAAUGCAGUUGUAUUUUUGAAGUCCGAGAUGCAGCAUACAAAAAUGAUUUACAUAACAAGCAAAAAAAGCUUAUGCAAGACAUUGGUUUCAGUGCAUUACAAUUUGAUAAUGUACAAGAAGGGAAGGCAAUACUUAAAAAUCGUUUGAGAUCUUUUCAGGUUCUUAUUAUUUUGGAUGAUGUAGAUCAUGCAGAACAGUUAGAUGCUCUAUUGCCAGAAAUUCACAACUUUGAGCCAGGUAGUUUAAUCAUUGUCACAAGUCGUGAAUUGGGUGUUCUCAAAUCAUGGGGAGUCUCCUCCAUUUACCAAAUGAAAGGAUUAAAUCCUAAACAUGCUAGAGAGCUUUUAUGUUGGCAUGCUUUUCUACAGUCUUCUCCUCCAAAUGAAUUUCAAAGUCUUGUUGAAGAGUUCGUAAAAAUUUGCAACAGAUUACCCUUAUCUCUUAAGAUAUUUGGAGGACUGCUUUAUGGAAAGCCCAAGGACUACUGGGAUUCUCAAUUGAAUAAGGCUUCAAGAUUAUUGCCCAAUGACAUUAAGGAGAGCCUUAAAAUAAGCUUUGAUGCAUUAGAUGAGGAGGAACAGGAGAUAUUCUUAGAUAUAGCUUCUUUUUUCAUAGGAGAAGAAAAAAGUAUGGCUAUUGCAGUGUGGGAUGGAUCCAGAUGGAAUGGGGAACAUAGUUGGGAAGUACUUGAGAAUAAGUGUCUGGUUGAGGUUGAUAAGAGUAACCGGAUCAAAAUGCAUGAUCAACUUAGGGAUCUUGGAAAAGACAUUGCAAAGGGGAGGUCACCCUACCGUGUUUGGUCAACACAGCAAAUCAUCGACAUGCAGAAUCAGUCGACGGAAAGAGUGCCGAUUCGGGGGAUUAAAGCGGCAACGGAUGAUUUCUAUGAAGAAUCCCAUUAUGGUACACCUUUUGAGGAGUGCAUGGAGCUUGUAAGAGGCUCUACUAGAAGGUUUAAGCGCCUUGCACCUUCUAUCCUUGUUGUCAAGGAGAAUUAUUUUACAGAAGAAUUAGCAACAAUAUCACCGGGCCUUGUCUGGCUGCGAUGGAUCAUGUUUAGUCAGAGAGCUCUUCCGUUGUGGCUUUCAUUGAAGAAUUUAAGAGUUUUAGAGCUUCCAGAUGCUGAACACAUAGAAGAAUUGUGGAGUGACUCUGCCGAUCUUCCUUUGGAGUUAAGAGAGCUGAAUCUUGUAGAUGCCCCAAGUUUCCUCAGAUUUCCAAGGUCAAUAAGAUGUCUAAAACAUUUAAAAAAGAUAUCCUUGACCGGGAAUAUGUAUGACUCUAUCGACCGUCUUCCUGAAGGGUUUUAUCUUCUCCAAUCGUUGGAGCAUAUUCAGCUAAGGGCAUGUGUUAAGCUGACCUCACUGCCCAGUAACUUUGGCCUUUUGACAAACUUGCGACAUCUAGAUUUGAGUUAUUGCAGGGAGCUAAGGAUGCUGCCUGAAUCUUUUAAGCAGCUCAUACAUCUACAGUAUAUCAAUUUCUAUUGUUGCAAGCAGCUCACCUUAACGUCAGAGAACAAUUUCAUUCUGGAAAAUAUGAUAAUGCUGGAGACUCUGAUUUUUUCAGGAUGUACAAAAUUGCAGGAGUUACCUCUGCAUAUCACAAAUCAGUUGUCGCUCAGACAUUUGUAUGUGGAAGGCACCAGAUUAAGGGAGAUACCAAGUAACAUUGGUCGACUGAGCAAAUUGGAAGUGCUGAAAAUAGGGAGUGAGUUGUUGACAAGCUUGCCACCUUCUAUCGGGAAUCUGUCCUCCCUGUCUAGGCUUGAAAUUUUAUAUUGUGAGGAGUUGGAAACUUUACCCGAGUCUAUAGGAAAUUUGGCUUCGUUAACCUGGAUCAAAAUUUUUUCAUGUAAAAAGUUAAAAUCUUUACCCGAGUCUGUGGGUCGUUUGUCGUCUUUGAUUAAUCUUAUCAUUUAUCACUGUGGGGAGUUAGAAAGUUUACCCGAGUCUAUUGGAGAUUUGUCUUCUUUAACAAAGCUUGAAGUUUACUAUUCUAAAAAUUUAAAUUUUUUACCUGAGUCUAUAGGUCAAUUAUCUUCUCUGACUAGUCUUUGCCUUUGUAAUUGUGGUAAAUUAGAAAAUUUACCUGAAUCUAUUAGAAAUUUGUCCCAUUUGACUAAUAUUCAGAUUUCAGAGUGUAAAAAGAUAAAAUCUUUACCUGAAUCUAUAGGCUUUUUGUCUUCCUUAACUAGCCUUAACAUUUCUCAAUCUGAAGAGUUAGAAGCUUUACCUGAAUCAAUUGGAAAUUUGUCUCGCUUGAGUAAUAUUCAAAUUAAAGAGUGUAAAAUUUUAAGAUAUUUACCCGAAUCUGUGGGUCAGUUGUCCUCCUUAACCAAUCUUGACAUUUUGAAAUGUGAGGAGUUAGAAACUUUACCCGAGUCUAUUGGGAAAUUGUUCCGUUUAACUAAUCUUAAGAUUUUGCUGUUGAAAAAGUUAAGAUUUUUACCCGAGUCUAUAGGUCUUUUGCCCUCUUUAACUAAUCUUAGCAUUUCCAAAUGUGAGAAGUUAGAAAGUUUACCUGAAUCGAUUGGAAAUUUGUCUUGUUUAAUUCAUCUUGAAAUUUUGUUCUGCAAAAAAUUAAAAUCUUUACCUCAGUCUAUUGGUCAUUUGUCCUCCUUAACUGAUUUAAAAAUUUAUUUAUGUGAGAAAUUGGAAUCUUUACCUAAGUCCAUAUGGAAUUUGUCCUCCCUGACUCAUCUGUCUAUUUGUUUGUGUAAGAAGUUGGGAUCUUUACCUGAACCUGUGGGAAGCCUUUAUCAGUUAGAAGAACUGAGCAUAAAGUCUACUCUAGAGAAGUAUCUUCCAAAAAAAAGUGAGCAGCUUGGCAAGCUUCAAAGUUUGAUUAUUGAGAGCUGCCCAAUCACAGAAUUGGCUUUCCUGUCGGGGCCCUUUUCCUCUUCGUUCUGCAACCUCAAGUCAAUACAUUUAAUAUACACUUCUUUGUCGAGGAUUUCAAUCUCUCAACAAUGUUGCCCCAGCCUGGAAACUCUAAACCUUUUGUGUAAUAACAAGUUAGUAGAGAUUGAAACCUUGCCAAUAUCAAUAAAGGCCAUAAAGUUGAGCAAAUGUAAAAUGCUAAAGGGCAUUGGUGUUAUUUGUGACAUGGCAAACCUUGAGACACUGUCUAUACAGAACAGUGGGGAUAAGUUAGAGGAGCUUCCAAGUUUUGCAGAUCUAUUCUCGCUUAAAGAAUUUGAAAUCAUAGAAACUGCUGUUCAGCUUAAGCAAAUUGAAGGCUUGGAAAAUUGCAGAUCAUUGGAGAGGUUGAGAGUACUAACUUGCUGCAGCGUGCCAGUCAUUAAAAAUUUGGAGCAAUUGGAGAGACUGCAGAGACUAGAGCUCUCAGCAGAAUGCAACAUAUCAGCAAUCGAGCCUUGCCUUCAAACUAUAAAGAAAUGGCCAUAUGAAUGUGUAAUAUGCGCAAGGACAGAGCAUGCUGUGGAAUCAGUUGUGAAUUCCUUUGCCUUUCCUGGUCUCACUUUGGUUGAUUCAUGCAUGGAGGAGAUUGGUAGUAAUAAAUACAGAAGUAUGUUGAGGUUAAGAUGCAGGCAGAGGCGUUCUUCCAGCACGGCAGUGAUGGUGUGUUUUGCCAUAAAUUCUUCUUCAGCAAAUACGUUUCUAACCUUGGAGAAGAAAAAUAGACUUCGGAUAAAUGAUAGCUCCAACAUGAAAAUGGAAUUCGGUGAAAUGAAAGAGGGGAAGUGGGUUUUCUUAGCUGUUUUCACACAACCUUCCGACUGGCUUAUGGCAGAGGAAUACCAACUGAUCAAAGAGUGCCGGGGCUUCCGAGCCGAGUCGAGCUCCGUUGAUGAUAAAGUGAGGGGAAUGUUAGUGAUGGGCGAGCAAGACAAUGUUGUGGAGGGUUUUAAAAAAUUACUGCUAUAUUUUGGGGAUGUGAAUGGAGAGCACAGCUAAGCAAAUGGAGGAUAAAGUGAGGGAUCUGUUAGUGAUAAAUAAGCAAGAGAGAUUUGUGGAGGCUUUUAACAAGUUACUGUAAUUUUUGGGUAUGUAAGGCUGGGGUCCCUGGGAGGGGAUUGGGUUCUAUUUUUUUUGGUGCUAUGGGAUUAUUUGGAAUCUUUUUUAAAAAACUAGCAGCCCCUACCUUUUAGGCAUGCAAAUUUGAGCUGGUGCAAAAGGGGUGGGGCUAGAAAUUGCCCCACCAGCUUAGGGAUGUUAUCUGUCACUUGUCAAAAAUUUAAAUUUAAGUUCUAUUAAAAAAUAGUUUUGGAGGGAAA